Anarrhichthys ocellatus (wolf-eel) is the source of this 2334-nucleotide messenger RNA. Its product is annotated as ankyrin repeat and SOCS box protein 12. The record is from RefSeq and is a predicted model, not a curated record. NCBI's taxonomy places the organism in Eukaryota, Metazoa, Chordata, Actinopteri, Perciformes, Anarhichadidae. Gene Ontology annotation, molecular function: protein binding.
CACACACACACACACACACACACACACACACACACACACACACACACACCAUACUGCGCUUUUCACAACUCCUGUGGAAGCGUCACACACUCCUUGGAGGACUUUUCUUUCCUUCUUUCUUCCACGUGAUUUCUUAUGGACUUUUGAAAGUUUUUAACUUCUUUUCUAAUGUCUUCAGGGAAAAAGACACCAUCAUACAACUAGCUGAGAUGGAAGGGCUUUGACUCGCAGCAGCCUGGGGUUACAUCAUGGUUCUGGGCCAAGCUGUCAACAUGAGUUUGAUGGACAUUUCGAAGAUCUUCUCCCUGCUGCAGCCGAAGGAGGAGGAUGAGGACAACGAGCAGUGCCAGGCCUUGAUCAACGCCGUGAGCAGCGACAACGUGACUCUGCUCUCCGAGCUUCUGCCUCAGGAGAGUUACAGGAGGUCUAUCAAUGCUCGAAGCGGGUGGGGGGUCCCAGUCACCCCCUUGCGCAGUGCUGCUGCUCUGGGACACCUGAGGUGCUUGGAGUUGUUGGUAGAGCACGGUGCAGAGAUCGACAGCCUGGACGUGAAGGCCCAGACACCUCUGUUCACAGCUGUCAGUGGGAAACAUCUGGACUGCGUGGUUGCCCUGCUGAAGGCCGGAGCCGAUCCCAAUGGCAGCCAGUACAACAACUGCUCCCCGGUGCUGACCGCAGCCCGCGAGGGCGACUUAGACGUGCUCCGGGAGCUGCUGCGCUUCGGAGCCGAGGUGGACGCCAAGACCAAGGUCCCCGAGUGGGCCUCCAGUGCCACGGCCUGCAGAGGGCCCCUGUACAUCUCAGCUGUUUAUGGACACCUGGACUGCUUCAAACUGCUCCUUCUCUACGGGGCCAACCCCAACUACAACUGCACGGACAAGACGUUGCUGGCCAGGAUAAAGCAGCCAAAGACGGUCCUGGAGGUGUGUCUGCGUUACGGCUGCGGGGUGGAGUACAUCCAGCUGCUCGUAGACUUUGGGGCAGACGUGUUUCUGCCCACACUCAUCAUUGACAAGACUACGAAGCAGAACGAAGCUCUGAUUCUGCUGCUCAAAGAGAGAGUUUGUCCCAAAACACUGAUGUCGCAGACUCGGCUAGCAAUCCGAAGAUACCUCCCCUUUGCCAACAAAGAGCCUGUCAUCGACUGUUUGGACGUUCCUCUGAUCCUGAGGAACUAUCUGAAGCACAAACCUCUGAACACAUAUGAUGCUCACCGUAGCAUCAGAAUAUAGGGCCAGUGACAAUUGUUUUUUUUUUACCUCAUUUCAGAUGACUGGAUAAUUGAUUUCUAGCUUUUCCGAGAUGUAGAAAAGGUCCCUGUACUGUAUAGUGAGUGCUAUAAAUCCUUGUUUUUGUUAUUUAUAUAUUAAGAUUGAAAUGUGUGCCUACUAAACAGAUAUAUAACUUCUGAUUAAAUUAUUAUUCAGGCUCUACAAAGCUUAUGGAAGUGUCUUCGUCAAACACAGAAAGAUGAACAUCCUAAAGGACUCCAUGUUGGACACUCUGCCGUGUCCUUUUUGCAGUGUAACACCGUGGUUGACCACUAGAGACCACAGUAAUACUGCUUGUUGCCCUGGUCCAAAUUUGGUAACACCUCUUUGCAUCACCUUUAGCUCUGUUCUCCUCUGAGGUAACAUUACACAAUAAAAUAUGUAUACAUCCAGACACACAUGCACACAUCUUACCACAAUGUCUAAGACCUUCCCUUAAAAAACACUCUUUCGACAGCUGUGGACUUCAAAACAGGAAGCGGAGAAGACAUCUGCCCAAACGUCAUUACAGCAGUUAUUUGCAGGCUACAAUUUGUGGUUAUGAAUGUUUCUUUUGUGAGUUGUGAAACGCCUCGUGAUACCGCUAUUAUCUUGUGUUCGCAUGCCCUUGAAUCUUUCCUCUGUCACACAUCCAGGAGUUAAAAUGCGUCAGCUGUUGGGAAUGGUGGACCUGCAAACAGGAAACGAUGUCACACAACAGGAAACCCAGCACAAUGCUCCCACUCACACAUUGACGCCUCGAACACGCAGUUCUGUAGAGGUUUUAUUUUCAACAAAAGUACAGCUAUAUCAGAUAUGGAUUUAUUUUUACAGCGAAGUACAACAUAUUCCCAGUGCUUCUGAUUACAUCAAAACAUAGAAUGUACAUACAGUUGACAUCUCCACUCUCCCAUUCACAGUUUCUGGAUUGAAUAGGCAUUAUUUUUCAGGUUUUUCAUUUCUACAACAAAUAAUCAAACUCAAAAGGCCAGCGAGAAAGAAAAUGACAAAAUGUUUGCAUAUGGUGACAAAGGAUAUGGAUACUGUGAGUAAAUUGUUCUGUGUGAGGCAAAAAAUCCAGACC